GGACCUUGCAAGGCGUCGGGGGUUCUCGGGGGCGGCACCAUGGUUGCUCUGGCGUGCUGCUGGAAGAAAAGGAGGGAGGACGAGGGAGAGGGAGAGAGAAAACUGGGAGGAAGGAGAGAAACGAGGGUAGGCACGGGCUCCCAGGGGGAGAUGGACGAGGACGAGGACGGUCUGGUGCGCUGCUGGUGCAGGGAGGGCAGUAGCUGCUAAUUUCAUGUGGAGGACACGCAGGGGCGGACGGCGAGCGAAUUGAAUCUGGACAUUCACCCAGGGAAGCAACAUAUAUCUUCUGAUCUUUGUCUUGCCUCCGCUGCAAUUUCAGUUUGUCCAGUAGUGCUCUUGACAAAUUUCUAGAAUGAAGAAUGAAAUACUUGGAGAUAGGCCACCAAUUCGGUAAGAAUAUAUAUGUCAUGGAUCUGCUUAUAACUAUUUUACCGUGCUUAAAUUUGGUCGGCAAUUUUUAGGCUGUACUGCAGCCUAAAUGUGCUUCUGCUUGUUGUUGCUAUGCAUUUUAUAUUUCCUGAUGUAUUAUCAUUUUUCCCGUUUUUAAUCAGUUUGGGGCUUCUAAGAAGAGAAAGUGAAUAACUGAAUGUGAUGGCAGGUGUUGAACUCAGGUUUACACAUUGGUGCACAUGAUGUGUCAAUCAAAUAUACUAUAGCCUUCAUAUAAUGGCUACUGCUGUUUGCAAAGUAAGAAUCGAAUGAUGCAAAGAGAUUUAUGCUGUAGAAGAACUUACAAGGUAGUCUCCGAAGCCCUUUCAUUUGAAUUUGACGAAAUUCACAACCACAUAGGUCACACACAAUUUAAGCCUCCAUGGUAUUAAAUAUGCCAUGUCUGUCGGUCCUCUGUUUAGAAAUGUUUUAGUCACAUAUUCUUAUGUAUUACGGUAUGACAAAAAUAGAACUUCAGGCCGUUGUUAACCGUGUUUCUCCUUUGUUUUGGUCUUCUCUUAAUUUGUUUGUUUGCUUCAGGAUGCCCCUAAUUUUCUAACAAAUGCAUGUGAGUAAAGAUUGCAAUGGCUCAAAUAGCAUGUAGAUUUAAUAAACCGAAUAAUUGAUUGUUGGUGUUGUUUUACUGAUUAGCUUAGAAGCAGAGACUUAGCAUGGGGGACUGCCGCUUGAAGAGAUGCAAAUGUUGCAACUUCACCAGAGGUUCUAUGUUGGAAGUUGUGUGUGUCGGUGGUUCAAGUUCACAAGGAUUGACACCAUGGACUGGAGAAUUGUGGCAAACAACAUGGACACACCAGGGGCAGGGGCUGCAUGCUGCCAAGUCCAAGGCGACUGCGAAGAAGACUGGGCUCGAUGUAGUGACCGAGGAGGCGCAGGCCGCAGGAAACAGAGAAGCUGAUUAUUCUGUUUGCACGACGGGUAUCCCAAAUUCUAAUUCAAACAUUAGUGAUGAUAUAACAAUGUCGUCUGCCAAAUUGUGAUUCGAGCGAGCCUAGCUUAGCUGGGAACCACCGGAGAUUGUGUGGUGCACGGGAGACAGAGCCUCCACCGGAUAUUUUGUCGUGCCCACUAAGAACAAUGACAUGGAUAGUGAAGUCAUUGCUGGACAUGAUUGCACUAUUUUUAAUCUGUUGGGUAGUCCUAUUUGGUGGAUUGUAUCUUCAAUAUAUCCGAUCUUUCUCUAGAAGGAGCCUACAGUUUGUAAUGUUGUAUUUCUAAAGAAACCCUGGCAUCAGUUGAAAUUGUUAUCUUAAUCCGCUGCAAAAUAUGUAAUCUUGUUUUUGUCUUGAUGAUAUGAAGAGGAUGGAUGUAUUGUUGUGGCAUCUUAAAAUUAAUAGUGAUCUCGAAGUUUUCUUA
This is a messenger RNA of Triticum urartu, 1806 nucleotides long. Lineage: Eukaryota; Viridiplantae; Streptophyta; Magnoliopsida; Poales; Poaceae. The record is from RefSeq and is a predicted model, not a curated record.